Messenger RNA from Stegastes partitus (bicolor damselfish), 2202 nucleotides. RefSeq names its product BRISC and BRCA1 A complex member 2 (gene babam2). The record is from RefSeq and is a predicted model, not a curated record. Gene Ontology annotation, biological process: double-strand break repair. Lineage: Eukaryota; Metazoa; Chordata; Actinopteri; Pomacentridae. Gene Ontology annotation, cellular component: BRISC complex; BRCA1-A complex. The coding region runs from base 367 to 1239 and encodes 290 amino acids. The transcript is spliced from 8 exons.
UAAAGACUAAUUAACUUUAACCUAAUUAAAUUAAACGCUUACUAGCUAGUACUUGUUUCUCUGUUAUGUAUCUUCCGUACAAUGCAGGCUGUCUGUGUGUUUAUAAUGACAGAGAAGAGACCAGCAGCGUUAAAGUUAGAUUCAUUUCCCCGCGACACCUCUUGCCUCUCACACGUUGCUGUCAUAAUCCCUGAGUUCAGUCUGCAUAAUGUUCUCGUCGAGACCUGUUUUCUCAGAAUAACUGGGGCAGAAAGCUGAAAUCUUGUUACAGGAAAGGAAGUCCGACGUGCGUAAAGACAUUUCCAAGACAUCAGGAUGUGACAGCCGAAAACGACAGCGUCACCUGUACUCCUCAGCGUGGAUAAAAUGAACAACAUGUCCCCUGAGGUUGCACUGCACCGGAUCUCACCUGAGCUGCGGCCCCUGCUGUGCAGCGUGGUGAGGAACGGCCGCGUGGGACUGGACUCCACCAACUGUCUGCGUGUCACAGACCUCAAAACUGGAUGUACAUCUCUGACUCCUGGUCCUUGCUGUGAUCGCUUCAAACUUCACAUCCCCUAUGCUGGAGAAACCCUGAAAUGGGAUAUCAUAUUCAAUGCACGCUAUCCAGAAUUGCCUCCAGAUUUUAUUUUUGGAGAAGAUGCAGAGUUCCUCCCUGAACCCGCAGAGCUACCACACUUGGUCCACUGGGAUGCCGGGAACCCAGAAUGUUUGCUUCAGCUGGUGAAGGAGCUCAUCCAGCAGUACCAUCACUACCAGUGCCAGCGUCUACGCGAGAGCUCCAGACUGCUCUUUGAGUAUGAUAGCCUCCUAGAAGAUCCCAACUACGGUCGCAACAUGGAGAUUUAUGCAGGACGCAAAAACAGCUGGACGGGAGAGUUCUCAGCUCGUUUCCUGCUCAAACUCCCUGUGGACUUCAGCAAUAUCCCCGUCUAUCUCCUUAAGGACACAGCGCUGGACCCUGGAGAGGAUGUGGCCCUUCUCUCAGUGAGCUUUGAGGAUGCUGAAGCUACCCAAGUCUUUCCGAAGUUGUACCUUUCCCCCAGCAUUGAACAUGCUCUGGGAGGCUCCUCGGCACUUCAUAUCCCAGCAUUUCCCAGUGGAGGAUGCCUAAUUGAUUACGUCCCUCAAGUGUGUCAGCUACUCACCAACAAGGUAAAAGUGUUUGCUUUAACUCAGUUUACUUCCAGUGCGCUUAGAUGUUCUUUAUGUGUGUGUAUUAUUUUAGGUUAUUUGUAACCUUUAAUGUGUUGGUAUUUUAAGAACAAGAUUCCAUACUCUCAAUGUGGGUGUGUGACAGGUAUGUGAAUCAUUUAUGGCAUAUUUGUAAGCCUUGGUGCAGCAAAGCAUGCAUCCACUGAGGGAUGUCUUUUUCAAGCUGUGUGUGUAUUCAUGCACGUGUGUCUGGCAUCUGCCAACGUGGGCGUACUGGCCAACCUCCAUAGGCUAUCUGAGUGCUCCUUGGCCUCCGCAGGUUGACAAGUAGAUAUGCAGUGUGGACACGAUGUAAUGCCAUUUCCCUCAAGGCAACUUCCCAUCCCCCGCACUCUCACACACAGGCAUAAACAUAAUGCACACAGAUACCCUCCAUCUCUUCCUGUUCACCUGGAAUAUGACCAGCCUACUCGGAGUGUCUGGAGCACUUGUGUCCCUGACUGACCUCCAUGUCUCGGGUGGUUCGAGCCUCGUAUUGUCAGAGCUGCUCCCUCCACUUCCCGGAAAGAGGACGCGGCCUGACAGCUUGGAAAGGCAUGGUGAAAAGCAACGCCAAUAUCAGAUAAAGGGAGAGGGACUUAAGGAGGGAAUCUUGUUCAGAAUGACACUAUUUCUAUUUUAAAGUGCAAGUACAAAAUGUUCAGCGGCAGACAUCUACUACUUGUAACCCACAUCCCUCCCAUUGAUUUCAAGCAAGGACACUGGCUCCUUUCAGUAUGCAAAGUGUAAUCAGCACUAAGCAAGGCUUGCUGGACUGCUUGACAACUGCUGUUUUGAAACAGUUUUGCUGGAUUAUUUUGAUUUCAUCAAUUGAUAGCACUGCAAAGAACAUCUUGCUCCCUUGAUAGCAGUGUACAAAGCACUGCAUUAAUGCAAUGGUAAUUUAGAACAGCAUUCAAACUGGGCAACAAAAGGGGAAUAUUCAACCUGAAAUUUCUUUAAGAUCAAAAUUUGUAGUGUAGAAGUGCAACAAAAAAAUAAUAAAAC